Messenger RNA from Megachile rotundata (alfalfa leafcutting bee), 1699 nucleotides. Its product is annotated as 8-oxo-dGDP phosphatase NUDT18. Gene Ontology annotation, molecular function: 8-oxo-dGDP phosphatase activity; 8-oxo-GDP phosphatase activity. The record is from RefSeq and is a predicted model, not a curated record. NCBI's taxonomy places the organism in Eukaryota, Metazoa, Arthropoda, Insecta, Hymenoptera, Megachilidae.
UGAUGCAUACCCGGUGGAAAAUUUUUAAAUUUUGGUUGUAUGGGGAAUACAUUAUGCGAAUACAGUAUAGUGAUCUAAAUCUAGUGUCAAUUUAAUUAUAACUGUAUUCAGAAUGUAUACAUACGUCUAAUUCAACCAUGUGUAAUCAUUAUCACUUUUACUUUGUUUAUAACCUUAUGCAUUGUUAAAUUAGAAGGCAUGGUACAUUAUAUUUAAUAUAUAAUUUGUAUAAGUAUUUGAUUUGUGUACAUUUCGAAAUUAAAGUUAUACUGACAUGUCUCUAACUAUUGAGAAACAAAUUGAAUUAUUAUUAGCUGGUCAUCCUUUAGAAAUUGAUACACAGGAAACUAACCAUGCCGUACAAAAUGAAAUUAUAGGGAUAAAAGGAACUGUUAAUAACUAUGUACCAAUUUGUCAAAAAACUGUGACAUAUAUUGUUGCUGCUGUAAUUGUAAAUAAUCAAGGAGAAGUAUUAAUGAUUCAAGAAGCAAAAGCUUCUUGCAAUGGAAAAUGGUAUUUACCAGCUGGUCGAGUUGAACCUAAUGAAACUUUAUCAGAUGCUAUUAAAAGGGAAGUUUUAGAAGAAACAGGCCUUAUAUUACAGCCAGAAACAUUGAUAUUAAUAGAGUGUGCAAGUGGUUCAUGGUUUAGAUUUGUAUUCAAUGGCAAAAUAACUGGUGGUAAAUUAAAAACAUUAGAUGAAGCAAAUGAAGAAUCUUUACAAGCAAGUUGGGUAUAUAAUAUAAAUGAUUUACCACUAAGAUCACACGAUAUUGUUUCUUUAAUAGAAAGAGCUAAAACUUAUACCAUGAAUAAAGAUAUUUCACAACAUCCAUAUUUAAUGCCAGUUAAUAAGUCAUUGAAUAAGCUAUUGUUACGGCUUACAAUCACUUCAAAGAAACGAGCAACGAAUAAAUUACAUGUUCUUGUGUCAGAUACAACACCAUUUUAUUUACCAGUCUGUGAAAUUAAUCCAAAUCGCAGUCUUCUUUCUACUUUACAUAGCUUUAUGGAGGAACUAUUUGGAAGUGAAGUUGCACCACAUAAGCCACAUGGUAUAAUAACUGUAGACUUCAGUGGAGGUCAAGGAGGAGAUGGAUUAUGUUUAACACUACUGGUUUCAUUUAAGUUGCCAGUAGAAGAUGUAGCUGCUGUUGGAAAAUUCGUUUGGUAUGAAUUGCCUGAAAAUUUAGCUGCAAGUAUUACUUACCGUUUGCCACGAAACAUGACCGUGCCUUUACACGUUAUACGAUAAUCUGAUACAAUAUUUGCAUAUUAUGCAUUUGAAAUUUCAAAUAUGAAGUAUUUCAUUCACUUUCAACCUAAAUAUGAAAUUAAAAUUUAUGCUGGAAAUAUUAAUAUUAUUCCAAAAUUUAUAAACUGUUAAAAUGUGAAUUCUAAAAAUUCUAAAUUAUUAUAUAAUAUUGAUACACAAAUUAAAAUGAAACAAUUAACACGCACAUAUACAUAUAUAUUCAUACAUUCCAAGCACUGUUAUAACACAACAACUUUAUAUUAGCCAGAUAUAUUUAUACAUCUGCUUAACAAUACCUAACCAUAUUAGGGAAAUAUUUACGAGCAUAAAUUUAUGUUUAUCCUAGUCUAUACCAAUGACUUUUUUAACAAGAACAAGCAUAUAAUUUAUAACUUUCAUAAGAAUUUAUAAUGUAAAACGACUAAUAUUAGAUUUUAAUCAUUU